UACAUCAUCAGUAUUCUUGGGACCUCGAUAGAAAACACUUGUAGACAUAAUUUUUUAGCAUAAGACGAACAAAUUGUAACAAAUGUUACAAAAAUAUUUUAAAUAAAUAAACAAUUUUUUUUAAACACAUUCAGUUUUUUAUAAACAUUCAAUUUUAUAUUUAAUUAUGCAUUCAAUAAAAAUUUGCAAAUUUCUCAUUUUUGUAAUUUUUUUUGUGCUAACUGAAUCAACGGAGGAUAUUAAUGGCACCGAAAGAACUAUAAUAAAGACAUUUAUGGGAGCUUUUGGUAAUAAGCCACCCUCUACAAAAUCACCCCCAACAUCUUGUCAUUGUAGUUGUGGAGUAAGAAAUGACGAAACACGAAUCGUAGGGGGUCAAACAACUCAAUUAAAUGAGUUCCCUUGGAUGGCAAGACUUUCAUAUCUUAAUAAAUUUUACUGUGGAGGAACUCUCAUUAGUGAUCGUUAUGUUUUAACAGCGGCCCAUUGUAUCAAGGGUUUUAUUUUCAGAUUCAUGUGGUUCAUGAUCAAGGUUACAUUUGGAGAACACGACAGGUGUUUCGAUAAAGUUCAACCGGAAACUAGAUAUGUUGUGAGAACAUUGAGUGGUGAUUUCAGUUUUCUGAAUUUCGACAACGACAUUGCUCUACUUAGACUCAAUGACAGAGUACCACUUUCCGAAACAAUUCGACCAAUUUGUUUACCAAUUAAAAAAGAUAAUGACUACAUUGGUACCAAAGCAACGGCUUCCGGAUGGGGAACCCUACACGAGGAAGGAAAACCUUCUUGUUUAUUGCAAAAAGUUGAUAUUCCUGUAAUGAGCCUUCAAGAUUGCCGAAACACGAGUUACAGUCCCCGUAUGAUAUCCGAUAAUAUGCUCUGUGCAGGCUACUCAGAAGGUCUCAAGGACUCUUGUCAGGGUGAUAGUGGAGGACCUCUGAUUGCUGAGAGGGAAGAUAAAAAAUAUGAAAUAAUUGGAGUCGUUUCCUGGGGAAAUGGAUGCGCUCGACCUGGUUACCCAGGAGUUUACACCAGAGUUACGAGGUAUCUCGACUGGAUUCUGGAUAAUACAAAGGAAAGCUGCUUUUGUGAGACAUAGUAUUGUUUUUCUAUUUAAAAUAGCCACUGCGAAUUUUUUUCUAAAAAAAAAAAAGUGAAAAAAAAUAUGUUUAAUAUAUAAAUGUGAUGCUUUCGGGGCAACUAUUUUAAAAUGUUAAUAAGAAUUUAAAAGUCUUGACUGAAUGAAAAAAUUAUGCAAAUCACUUAAGCUACAAAAAAAGGAAUUGUAAUAUUUGUUUAUAUUAUUAUUAUUAUUAUUUAUAAAAAUCAAAACGAAUGAUUAUAUUUAUAUUUAAUAAACAAUAAAGAGUUUUAAUAAAAAAA
This is a messenger RNA of Leptopilina boulardi, 1383 nucleotides long. RefSeq names its product venom protease-like. Bases 167 to 1099 code for a protein of 310 amino acids. The record is from RefSeq and is a predicted model, not a curated record. Gene Ontology annotation, biological process: proteolysis. Lineage: Eukaryota; Metazoa; Arthropoda; Insecta; Hymenoptera; Figitidae. The transcript has 6 exons. Gene Ontology annotation, molecular function: serine-type endopeptidase activity.